Molecule: messenger RNA, 2553 nt
Organism: Heterotrigona itama
Lineage: Eukaryota; Metazoa; Arthropoda; Insecta; Hymenoptera; Apidae
Source: the annotation of a GenBank genome assembly
AUGCGGAUGGAUACACCGGCUCAAGUUUUACAGACGAUUGCGUCAUUGCACGUGCGUUUCACUAAACAGGGCUCAAGCCCUGUAAUACAAUAGUUUAUAACUUGUAUGCCACGGUAUAUUAUUUAAAUCGAGUCGAGCAGAUAAAGUCGAACGACGACGGCGAAAGUAUACUCAUACUUUUACAGUAUUUGGACUGGUUCGUCGAAGUACAUGGCCUUGGAAAUAUAGAAAUUUAGACGCAUGGGAAAUAUGUAUACUGCACUGUAUAUAAUACAAUUAUAUUAUAUAUACUGUAUAAUUAUACUAUAUAUACUGUAUAAUUUAUAUUUAUUAUAAUUAUAAUAGUAUACUAUAUAUGCUAUAAUUGCUAUAAAUGCUAUAUAUGUAUAAUUUAUAAUUAUUAUAAUUAUAAUAAUAUACUACUUGCACUACAUAUAAUAUAAUUAUAUUAUAUAUACUGUAUAAUUAUACUAUGUAUACUGUAUAAUUUAUAAUUAUUAUAAUUAUAAUAAUUAUAUAUUAUACAGUAUGUGUCUGUAUGUGUAUACUGCACUGUAUACUUAUACUAUGCUAAAAACUUUGAGAGUUUUUGAAUAAUUCUUGGAAAUAUAGAAAUGUACAUGGAAAUAUGUAUAUUAUGUUGCAUAUAUAUAAUAUGUAUAUUAUGUAGAUGUACAUGAAAAUAUGUAUAUUAUGUUACUGAAUUACACUAUACUGUGCUAUAUUACAGUAUGCAAUACCUUGCAGGAGACAUUAGACCAAUUCUGGGGCAGUGAGACAUAUGAGAUGAAGAGCUCGAAGAAAGAAACUAUAAAAAUAUAGAAGCGUUGAAAUAUAAAAGUAGACUAACAUUUUUACUAAUUUCCAGGAGUUAUUUGUCAUCGUCCAUAUUUUAUAUACUUGAGUAUUUCUGACAUAUUCUUCGUAUUAUUCUUAAUAAUAAAAAAAAAAAAAAGAAAUCAGACAAUUGAGCGCAGUGUAGAAUAUCAAGAGCAAUGUAAACGAAACUGUUUGAAGAUUCACCGUGAUGGAGAUAAUGUAGUUGUAAUUACCGAUCUUCCAGACAGAUAAUUACACAGGCAUUUGAAAGUCAAUCGUGGUAAAGCUUUCACAGAGGGAAGUGCAAAACGAUCGUCCAAUUGUCCUUUGCUUUGUCAUUCUUUCCUAGAAACUUCCGACUCUUUCUACUUUCGACUUUAACUCCACCAUGAGAAUAAAUAAAUCCACAGUACAUACAUUAAAGUUUUAUUACAAAAAUACGUGCAUCACUGGAUUAAUUAAAUACAUUCACAUGUAUGAGUGAAAUGCAUGCCUAGAAUACCUUGAAUGAAUCAUGAUCAACAUAAAUUAACAUGGUCAAAAUAACUGCCAUAUCCUACAAAAUGUUUAAUCUUUCUUUUCCAUUAUCUUGCCAAUCAAACAGUCGUAUCUUUCGUCUUAUCGUCUCUAUUUUACGUUUUAUCACAAAACCUUAAUAAAAACCCCGUCCAUAUCUGAUAAAUGACUUACAACACACGCUUGCGCUCUCUCUCUCUCUCUCUCUCUCUCUCUCUCUCUCUCUCUCUCUACAGCUUCCAUGAAAUUUACUCACCUUGCAAGCGAGUUAUAACAAUCGAUGCUGGAAAUACUAUUAAACUGCGGAUGUUUGGUGAUUUGUGUGCAAAUUAAAACACGCCGAAUUGAACUCAGAUGGACAAGAUUAUCCUAUACGAGAGAAUAAACUAUAAAUUUGCAUAAACGCAUCCUCUUCAGUCUAACCGUUGUAUUAAUUUUUUACGUUCUUGUCGACGAGGAUGAGAAACAGAUAAAAAAAAAAAAAAAGGAAAUUUAGUAUUCCUCGUCGUUCAUGGUUCGUUUGUAGAAAGCUCGUGAGAAACUUGCAGGAUUUUGGCUGCCGCAGAAGAAGAAGCCACGACGCCAGAAAAUGAAGAUCGUCAAGCAAACUGGAAUGGCGAGCAUUAUACCGAUCAACACGCCGAUGAGGAUCGUCGCGUCUUUUUCCGGCCUUGCGCCAUUCAAGUCCAAGCAACGCAACUUCCGAUUGGAUAACGAUAUCAGGUUCUUGCCAGCGUGUUCCGGCGGCAAAGCACAGCCACCACGGACUCGACCAACUCGUCAGUUCACCCGCGUCUAUCAAAUCAUUUUUUCAUUCAAAAUCGUGUUACAUUAAAAAUUCUGCCGUUUAAUCCGAGGGCGGCAUUGAAAUCAGAGAAAUCAGCAGAGAUGCACUUAUCGGGUUUCUCCUCCGCUGACGUUCAAUUGGUAUCGGAGGAACGAUCGAUCGGUUCGAUGCAAGGAUACGCACGAUUCAAAUGGACCGUGGACCGUGUGUUUCGUGAUUGCCAGAACUUACCAGAUAUUGAUUAUUGCAAUCGCAGCUCCAUUUGUUGUUCAUCAGAUCCAAUUCUUCAAGCCAGUCCCACCUUGCUACGAAUAGCUGAGGCAAGUAUCGCAGGGCGUUAUCUGAUAGAUCGAGUUUCUUUAGUGGCGGCCACACAGGUCCCUCCGUGUCAUUCUACAAAAAUUUAUAAUGAUAAUAGCUCUGGCGUAUAA